Molecule: messenger RNA, 3195 nt
Organism: Bactrocera dorsalis (oriental fruit fly)
Lineage: Eukaryota; Metazoa; Arthropoda; Insecta; Diptera; Tephritidae
Exons: 12
Coding region: 592-2673 (693 amino acids)
Biological process (GO): nucleoside metabolic process; regulation of apoptotic process
Molecular function (GO): protein binding; catalytic activity
Source: RefSeq, a predicted model, not a curated record
ACAAUCGUCCGCGCGUCCGUUGGGUUCUGUUUUCAGUUGUUAUUCAAACGCUAAACGUGUUGGUCGUAUCGAAUACGUGUGCGGAAUAAAGUGCGCAAAAAUAUUUACUUUGCUGAAGAAAAUUAAUGAAAAUAAUCGAAUUAAAUAUUCGAUAAUAAAGUUGAAGUGCAAAUAAAAAAAGCAACACCUUCGUUUUGUAUCUUUCUUUCAGCUUUUUGCUCGUAACCAACAAACGUAUAAAGUAAACAAAACAUAAGUGCAAAAAAUAAGAAAUAAAACCAUAAGCUUCAAAAACCAGUUAAGAACCAACAGGUGAAAAUAACUGUGGAAUAAUAAAAAUAAAAAUAAAACUAACAGUAAUCGCCAGAAAUAGGAAGGCGCCGUUUAGAAAGGUCAAAACAAUAGGAAACGAAAAGUUUGAGGUAUUUUUGAAGUUUUGAAUAUAUUAAACUCGAACCAAGGUUGCAUAGCCAAGUGGAAGAACGGAACUACUAUCUAACAGGAGCACACACACACAUCCACCAACAAAUAAAUAAAUUACAAAAAACACACACACUCACAUAUACAUAUAUACCUGUCCUCAUCACAAUCAUGUCAGCGCGAAGUCAUCCACAAAUGGCACCACCGCCACCACCCCCCAAACCAAACAAAUCCGGCGCCAUAUAUGACAGCCAUGCAGCCAAUGGCAAUGGCACAUACGCCGCGAAUGGCAACGGCAACGGUAAUGGCAGCGCUGGUGGCAGUCGCAGCGGCAGCAUAUCCUCGUUGACAGACAAUCAGGGCAGCCUGCAGCGCCACAGUCAGAACGUCAAUGGCCGUAGUACGUGUCACACGCCACCGCGCACAGAUCGUGAACAGGUCGUAAUGACGCCUAAAGGUAAAACCGCUAAUAGCACCGUUAUACUGAUCGAACGCAAGCUCGUCGAUAAGAUAAACGAGCGCGUUCAUGUCGCUGGCGGCGAUCAUACAGGAAUUAUUAUAAAUAAGGACACCGUGAGUGGGCAGAAAAGCGAAAUGUUGCCGGCACAAUUAUCGCUGGAGUUUCGUGUAUUCUUGGUAAGCGCCAAUACCGGUAAACAUUCGCAGGAAUCGCGCACGCUGCGCUUCUGGUUCCGUCAGUGGUUGCGCAGCGACGAGAAGCAGGCACAGAUCGCGCAGGAUUUCUUCAAAGAGUUGGUCAGUCCGAAGGAUUUUCCUAGAGAUUAUGUGGGCUUCAUUAAAAAAAUCAUGAAGUUGCUGCAACGUGGUUACGAUGAGAUACAGUCGUUAGAAAUUGAAUUGCGCAUUUUGGAAGAAACUGCAGAGCCGCCAUCCCGACCGCCGCGCGACGGUUACAUUAUUUACUGUUAUGGUGAUUGCAAUCGCAAAUUCGAGGAGGCACUAAAGGCGCAGCGCAAAACAGUCUCACUGGAAGAAUCACAGUUUGAGUCUCCACCAUUGACGCCGGAAAAGGUGCUCGAACUAAUUGAACAAGCCUAUCCGAAUCCCAUUACACCGGAAGAUUUAGCUAAAGACUAUGGCUGGGAGGAACAAGAUGUGCUCUUGGUAUUCAUAUCGCUGAAGGAACGCGGUCUUAUCAAAUCUAUGGAAUAUAAUUCAUACACGAGAAUACAUCAUGAAGACAAGGAGAUUAAGGUCGUUAAACAAAUGCCAACCAUUGCUUCGAAUAAACAACCCACAAUCGCCAUUAUAACGGCACAAUAUUGUGAGAAACUUGCGGUGGACGCCAUGUUGGAGAAUAAGGAAACGUUUGUACGCUAUACAACCGUCGAUACCGAUCCCAAUUUAACAAACACACUCAGAAAAUCUAAAAAGAAAAGAAGAUUUGGCGAAUCGAACGUCUACACCUUGGGCAACAUUGGCGCGCAUCGCAUCGUCAGCACGAAAUUACCCUCGGUGGGUAGUACACGCGAAGCAAUGACCGCCACAGGCAAUACAACGACACGUCUGUUGGGCACAUUCCAAAAGGUCGACUACGUCUUCGUAGUGGGCGUGGCCGGUGGUGUGCCACAUUAUACCGAUUACAAGAAGCAUGUGCGUUUGGGAGAUGUCGUCAUUUCAUACGUGGACAAACAGCGUGCGCUGUUAAGCAAAAAUGAGAAACCCUACGUGUAUAUCUAUCAGAGCGGCGAAGAUGUCAAGACCUAUUUCCCCAUCAAUGACUCACUCCAGCAAAUCGCCGAAGGCCUACAAGCCAACAUGGAGGUCAAGCGUCCAUGGGAUACCUAUCUGCGUGAAGGCUUAGCAUCGCUGAUGCAAAAGACGGAGAGUGACUUCAGUCGCCCGUCCGCCAAUACCGAUAAACUCUUCAUGAAUAUCGGCAAUAAUGAGGUGAUCGAGGUGGCACAUCCCAUUGCCACGGACACCGUGGACGGCGUGCCACGUUCCCGCCUGCAUCUCGGACCCAUUGGCUCCGGUCGCGAUCUGGUGCGCAGCGACAACUCGCGCAUGGAGUUCGCUAAGAAGUAUGGCUUGCUGGCCACCGAUGUGGAAAUGAGCUCCGUGCUGGACAGCAUUAUCGGCAACUGCAGGGAGAGUUUCAUACUGGUGAAAGGUAUCUCCGACUACAAGGACGGCAUGUCGACGCGGAAAUGGCAGAAUUUCUCCUCUUUGGCGGCCGCGUCUGUGGUCAAAUCGAUUAUUUGUGGCAUGGAUGCGCCAACAAACGUUUAAUUAGCAAGCAAAGUGAAAUUAUUCUAAUCUAUUAUAUAAAAUUUAUUAAUAUAGCGCAAAGUAAAUUAUUUGAUAGAGCUACGUAUACAGUUGUCUAACGGUUAAUUGUAUAAAAUAUUAAGCAAAUGAACGUGAACGCAUUUAGAUUUGUUUAUACUGACUUAUACUUGAUAAAAUCACACAUUUAUAGUAUACAACAAUUUAACAGCAUUAAUACAUACAAAUAUACAAAGUUGCAUAAUUAUUAAUUAUUCUUAAUAAUAUUUACUAAAUUCUCGGAGGUAAAGAAAAAUAAUUUUUGCUGCACUUUUUUAUUUACUUUAUCUUUCUUUAAGUGAAAGUAGAUUUUCAUAUAUUUUUGCUGCAAUCGUCAAGCAUACGUGUAACGGUAAUCAAAGUGUUUUAGUUGAGAAAGUGAGAAGAGAAAAAUGUGUCCGUGUUUUUUGUAAUAAUUUUUGUUAUAUUUUAUUAAAUUGUUAAUUUUUGUAUUGCAAUAAAUGAUUACACAUAGACUAUAAAGUA